Molecule: messenger RNA, 831 nt
Organism: Sphenostylis stenocarpa
Lineage: Eukaryota; Viridiplantae; Streptophyta; Magnoliopsida; Fabales; Fabaceae
Source: the annotation of a GenBank genome assembly
AUGGAUUCUCAGGUUGCUGUAGCUCUUGCUCUUUCACUUGUUGGUGGUGUCAGUACUUCUAUCGGUGCACUUUUUGUUAUUGUUAAUCAAGCUCCCAAUUUGAAGAUGCUUGGGCUAUUACAGGGUUUUGCUGCUGGUUUGAUGCUUAGCAUAUCGUUCUUUGAUUUGGCUCAUAAUGCUUUGAACUCAUUGGGCUUCCUGAAAGGCAACCUUUGGUUUUUUGCUGGGGUAAUAUUCUUUGCUGUUGUUGCCAGUUUUAUCCCAGAGCCAACUAUUACUCCCACUUCUGAUAUGAAGGGCAGAAAGAAAAACGGGGAUGGAGGAGACAAGGAUACUAUGAAAAAGCAUCGCCGGCAAGUUUUAUUCAGUGGAAUUGUUACAGCCGUAGGCAUAAGUUUGCACAAUUUUCCAGAAGGAAUGGCAGUGUUCCUUGGAUCCAUGAAGGGCCUCCGUGUUGGCAUCAACUUAGCAUUAGCGAUUGCUCUUCACAACAUCCCAGAGGGUGUUGCUGUUGCACUUCCUGUUUAUUUUGCGACACAAAGCAAAUGGCAGGCAUUCAAAUUAGCAUCACUUUCUGGCUUCGCUGAGCCCCUGGGAGUUAUAAUUGUAGCCUAUCUGUUCCCUAGCAGCUUAAGUCCUGAGAUUCUGGAAGGUUUACUUGGAUCAGUUGGUGGAGUCAUGGCUUUUUUGACCCUUCAUGAAAUGUUACCAUUGGCUUUUGAUUAUGCGGGACAAAAGCAAUCUGUUAAGGCUGUCUUUUUGGGGAUGGCUUUCAUGUCUGCAAGCCUAUAUUUCCUAAGUAUCAGCUUACCGGAGGACUUGAGCUUGUAG